AUGUCCCUGGUGAAAGCCGCAAGCACAACGGAGUACACGUUGUUGGACGAUUACGUCCGCCUCAGUACCAACAUCAUGCUUUGCGACGGUGCUGCAGUUGGAGGGAAUAUCCAGGUCAGCUGGAGCUGGAGGCAAAAGCUUGCUGUUGGCGCAGCACUGUGGAACGCGUGGACCAACGACGCAGGCGUCGCGUACACAUCCCUCAAGAUGCCUGUCAGUCAGUUCGGUGGCGCCGCGGAAUACGAGGUAAAGGCUUCCAUUGCUGGCUCUGGGGCUGGAGAUGCGAUCUUCGAAGUCACGGUAGGCGACAUCCCGCCCCCCGACGCCAUUCUGUCAUUGCCAGCAGUGGCGUCGGAAGAUUGUGACUUUUCCAUCGAUGCCUCGGGCUCAACCGACCCUGGCGGAGCGGACUUGUCCGUCGCGUGGGCCUGCGAGUCAGACAAUGCAUCGGAGUCUGCGGCCUCCUACGCGGCGGCUGCGGCGUGCAGCGCGAAGGUGACAAACGAGACGGCUUUUCUGAUCACCCUGCCCGGCGGGGCCCUGGACGCGGGCGGCUACCUCUUCACGGUCACCGUCUCUCGCGCAGGCGCCCAGUCGACCACGUCCGGGGCGGUGCUGGUCACGGGCACCAGUCAGCCCGUGGUCUCCUUCGCCAAGCUGGCGGCGGAGGUGUCCCCACAGCAGCCCCUUACGGUGGCGGCCACGGUCUCCGAGUCUGCGGGCUGCGUCUCGCCCGCCUGGAAGGCCUGGUGGCUGGUGGCGCCCGACGGCUCCAGCGCGACCCAGCUGGCGGCCUCCGCGGCGACGAGCCUCACGGGGCUCUCGGUGCCUUCCCUGUCCGCCGCCCCAGGCGCCUAUUACCGGAUGCGGCUGGUGCUGUCCGAAGCGGCGCACGCCGGCUUCACUGAAGACAUUAGCAAGGGGGUCUACGUUUUCGAUUCCACCGUCUUUCUGAUCGACGAGCCGCCCACUGGCGGCUCGUGCGAGGUGUUCCCGAACAAGGGCAACGCCACGCUGACGAGGUUCACGCUCUCCUCGCUGAAUUGGCUGGACGACGACCUGCCGCUACUCCACAAGUUUUCCAGGUGUCUGGGGACCGUGGGCGACGGCUGCGACUCCUGGACCGCGGUGAGCGCCUACUCGCGGAGCGAGACCCUGCAGAACGUCCUGCUCUCCACGCCAGGGACGGUGAUGAUCAAAGCUGACGCCAAGGACACGCUCGGCUCUUCCAGCGCGGCCGUCACGGAGGUGGAAGUCGUCGAGCUGGCGGAGUACGUGAGCGACGCUGCUCUCCUGGAUGUGGUUGCGUCGGUGUCUAGCUUUGGCGAUCCGUUCACCACCCUGGCGGCCCUGUCGGCGGUGGCGGACAGCUCGAGCAGUGGGAGCCAGGAGUUCUCUGGCAUCCUGCUGGACACCCUGUCGGGGAGCGGCGCCCUCUCGGACCCGGACCCGGAGAGCGUCGAUGCCACCACGGCCGCACUCGCUAGCAUCGUGACGUCGGCAUCCACCGUGCACUCCACGCACGCGGGCGGCAAUGCGACCGAGACAAGCCAGGAGGUCGUCAUGGAGAUGGAGGUCGCGACGAAGGCGGCGAAUCUGGUCAGCGACAUCGCGGUGGCAGCGAAGGGCUUGGAGGAGGGCAUGCAGGUGGCGACCGCCACGCUACUGAUAAAUUCCGUGGGCACUCUGCUGAACACUGCCACAGCCACCCCUGCCACCACAGGCGAAAACAGUACUUACGCCACGGAUGGAAAUGCUUUGUCUGACGAGGAGGUGGCGCAGCAGAAGGCCCUCAGCGGCCAGCUGCGGCAGGCCACCGAGGCCAUUGGCGACGCCGUCAUAAAAGCCACUCCGCUUGGCGAGACGGUGACCAUGAACACUACCACAGGCCUCCAGCUCAACAUCAUGAAAACGGACAAUGGCGCACUGGCGGCCCAUGGCGCGAGCGUGGGUGGCUUCACGCUCCCCCCGAUGUCGGGCCUCGCCGCGAGACGUCGCCUGAGGUCUGGGCGCGUGCUUACGAGCGGAGAGACGAUCGGCCUGCAGAACGCGAAGUGGCACAAGAACCCUUUCUCGUACGCAGGCUCUAUCGCGCCGGCCCCAACAUCGAGCAGUGGGGUGGCGAGCGACCUGAGCAUCUCGACAGAAGGCGUGCGGUCCUUCAGCAUCCGGCUGGACGGAGAAGAAGUUGCAGUGGCAGAUCUGGAGGAUCCUAUCAUCAUCGAGUUGCCGAGGCACCCGAAUGCUGAACGCAAAAGUUUGUCUGCACAGAGGAGGCUGAGUGAUGUCCAUGAGGACGCCACCAUUGAGGAGGUGGAGGAAUGCAUGUACUUUGACCACACGAACGAGGUCUGGUCUACAGAGGGCUGUUCAGUGGUGGAGAUCAGCGGCGACACGCUCGUUUGCGCUUGCAACCACCUCUCUUUCUUCUCCUCUGCCCUCGGCAGCCUGUCGUUCUUGGGAGACUUCCUGUGCCCAAAUGUGGCUAUCCUCGCACCUGCAGGCUUUGUAGAGCUGGGUAGGGGUCAAUGGGCACAACAGCGAGGCGGGAUCGUUCUCUGGACGCUGCUGGUGGUGCACUUGGUCAUCACCCUGUUGGCCUGCUGCUCGCAGGGCUCCUGGACGUCCAAGCCGGGCUUCUUCUUGUACGCCGACGAUGCAAAGGGCUACUCGAAGAUGGCCGUGCUGAAGAAGAUGGUGAGCGCCGGGCAGAAGAGGGGCAAGUCAAAGCCGAAGAUGGUGCUCGUGUUCAUCAUGCACGUCGUUUUGAAGCUCAAGCUCGACUAUGACUACGACGAGCUCUGCCAGCAGACCACCCUCGAGAUGAUUCGGACUCUUGUGUUUUACAAGAUGAUGAUGAUGUGGGUCACGGCAACCAUGGGCUUCUCUGAGCUAGACUUGCGUUACAUGCGUCACGGCAACGUGGUGUCAACCGGUGGCAUGGGCACCCGCGGGUUAAAGGUCAGGUCAGUCUGGGAGGAGACCAGCGACGACGACAGGAGCAGCAGCGGUGACAACCCAGAGGAGGCGCCGCGAGUGGAUGCACAGACGACCUGCUCGAGCGUGGAUGCGGCUCCCUCCAUGAAGGCCGCUGCCAUGGCCAUCAUGGCCAUGCCGAAGAUGGCGUCUGGCUCCAGGGGGCCAUCGACGCGCUCAGAGACCUCCGAGCAGCGGGUGUCGAAACUGUCGGCCGUGUCGAGCGAGGUCAGGCGCAGCCUCAUGAAGCUCCCCGUCCGCUCGACAAACACGAAGCUCGACAACGGCAUCACCGACGAAUUCGUCGCCAUGGUGAAGGACAAGAGUCGCUUGCUGCAACGCCGACGGGACGGUUUCGCGGCCUCUGGGGCCCCUGGGGCCCGCCAGGCCGGGGAAAGAGUGAGUUCCUCGGAGAUGUCCACCGCGCAGGACGCCACUGGGGAGGCGGUGAAGUUUUCUGAGGAGGUUGUGGUCCUGUACAAGGCAAUCCACCCUCUCUACAAGCUGCUGCUGUACAGCAUGACCGUGCCCUGGACAUUUCAGAUCGUGGCGCUACUCAGCACUGUGUUUGGCUCGCUCAUGCUCUCGGCUGCCUUCUACGGGACCAGCGCGAGCCCCAACAUCCCCGAGUGCGUGGGUCCAGACAAUUUGCUUGGGAGCAUCGUCCGGGACAUGUCCGUGGCCCUGGCCUCCACGAUCAUCGGAUUGGCCCCGAUUGUGGUGAUACUGUCCCGGCGCAGUCGCACGAUGCCGCGGGUCAGCGCAGAGCGCGAUGUGCAGAGACAGCUCCGGCAGUGGUUCUUGAAGGACGUUGCCAUCAUAGUGGGCGGGUUGCUGUGGUCCGCAUUCUGCAUAUUAUACAUCAUGCUUUUCCUGGCCAAUGUGAGCCAACAGGAUGCAGACCACUGGUUGGUUAGCUUGCUUACUCGCUUCAUCAGCAGCUGGAUCAUUUUGCCGGGUGUUCUUGCUAUACUGUGGGUGAUAGUUAUGAGAGUCUUUGCGGUCUUCAGCGACGGACGCUUCAUCGAGAACAGCGUCAGCGCGCUCCUGAGAGCAAUUCAUCAUGGCGGCGGUGGCGGAGAGCUGGUGAACACGUCGGGAGCCCGCUUGUCUGUGGACCCGCCGCCGCUUCUGCACGAGGGGGCCCGCAGCUGGGCGACCAGGCUGCUCCGUGCAGGCCCAGACGACCAUCUGCCGCCGGUGCCGCCCCUGGGCAGGAUGUGGGCGCCCGCGGAGAAGGAGGCCCACUUCUGGACGUGGGUCAGCCACCUGCGGGAGCUCAACCAACAGGCCGUGGCCCCAUCGACGCGUGCGUCCUUGUCCCUCGCGAGCGCGCGGGCGGCCCUGCCGUCGCCGACGGGCCGGCGGCACAUUGCCCACCGCCGCAGCUCGAGGUCUCCGGGCGAGCCCGGCGAGCCCGAGAGGCCGAUGGCGGGAUGGCAGGCCGGCCGCCACGCUUGGCAGGCCGACCAGACGCAACUGGUCCCCGGGACUCCGGCGCCCGAGGGGCCAGCAUCACAGUUCCGCCGCCACCGUGCUCAUCGGCGGUUCUGCCAGGCGGCGCCGCGCCUCCGCGCGGCGGGCCCCUCGGCGGCGCCCUGGCGCCGCGGGCCCCCGCGGACGGCGGCUCGGAGCGCCAGGGGUGGGCCGGGGCCCGCCUCGCGCCUGGAGGGGCGGCCGGUGCGCCAUCGGGGCGGCAGGCGGGGCGGACUCCGCCACGCCUGCGAGCCGCGGGCGGCAGCCCCCCGCCGGGCCCGCCCCUCGCGGCGGCGCCCGACGGCGGCCCUUCGCGGGAACCCCCGGGCGCCGGGGAGGCGCUGCGGGCGGCCGCGUCGCUGCAGCGCCUGUCGGAGGUCGGGCAGUUGCUGGCGCUCUCGCCGGUGGAGGCGGCGCGCUCGUUGCUGCAGCAGUCGGCGCAGGCCGAGGGGCCCCCGGCGAGCGGCAGCGGGCGGCCGCGGGCCGCAAGCCGGGACAGGCCGGCGGAAGAGCCACAGCCUGCCGACGAGCCGGUGCCCAGGAGCGACCUGCCAGGCGGCAUCCCGUCGCCAGAGGAGAGGAGGUCCCCGGCGCAGGGGCGGCCGCCGCGCUGAGGGCCUCGGGCCCGCGAGCUGUCGGAGGCGGUGCCUCCGCAGGUGA
This is a messenger RNA of Prorocentrum cordatum, 5112 nucleotides long. The record is from the annotation of a GenBank genome assembly. NCBI's taxonomy places the organism in Eukaryota, Dinophyceae, Prorocentrales, Prorocentraceae.